AUGGCGACUACUUCGAACAUGUUCCUGUACUCCCUGACGAUCCAGGCACCGACUACGGUGACGCAGGCGAUCCUGGGCCAGUUCUCGGGGACCAAGGAGCAGCAGAUUGUGACCGCAUCGGGUUCGCGCCUGACGUUGUUGCGGCCAGACCCAGCCCAGGGCAAGGUCAUCACAAUCCUGUCGCAUGAUGUCUUUGGUAUCAUCAGAUCCAUUGCGGCAUUCCGCCUUGCUGGCAGCAAUAAGGAUUACUUGAUAUUGGCGACCGACUCGGGACGGAUUUCGAUUGUCGAAUAUAUCCCAGCGCAGAAUCGGUUCAAGCAGCAGAAGUUGGAGACCUUCGGCAAGUCUGGUGUGCGCCGGGUCAUUCCCGGGCAGUAUCUUGCCAGCGACCCGAAAGGAAGGGCUUGUCUCAUCGCCUCGGUUGAGAAGAACAAGCUGGUCUAUGUGCUCAACCGCAAUGCACAGGCUGAGCUCACGAUCUCUUCCCCGUUAGAGGCACACAAGGCGAACACUAUUGUGCUGUCGAUGGUCGCGUUGGAUGUCGGGUAUGCAAACCCCGUGUUUGCCACUCUGGAGGUCGAUUACUCCGAGGCGGACCAAGACCCUACCGGGGAGGCUCUGAAAGAGGUCGAGACCCAGCUAGUGUACUAUGAACUUGACCUUGGUCUCAACCACGUUGUCAGGAAGUGGCAUGAUGUUGUCGACCCAACAGCCUCGAUGCUCUUUCAGGUUCCCGGCGGUAAUGAUGGGCCCAGCGGAGUGCUCGUAUGUGGCGAGGAGAACAUCACAUACCGGCACUCGAACCAGGAGGCGUUCCGCGUGCCUAUCCCAAGGCGGAAAGGUGCUACCGAAGAUCCCAAUCGCAAGCGCACUAUCGUCUCCGGCGUGAUGCACAAGCUCAAAGGCAACGCGGGGGCGUUCUUCUUCUUGCUGCAGUCAGAGGAUGGCGACGUGUUCAAGGCCACCAUUGAUAUGGCCGAGGAUGACGAAGGAAAUCCGACUGGCGAGGUUCGCAGACUCAGAAUCAAGUAUUUUGAUACUGUCCCCGUAUCGACCAGCCUCAACAUCCUGAAGAGUGGGUUUCUUUUCGUGGCCAGCGAAUUCGGUAACCACCACUUCUAUCAGUUCGAGAAGCUUGGUGAUGAUGAUGAGGAGCUGGAGUUCUCCAGCGACGACUUCCCUGCUGACCCGCUCGCCUCGUUCUCGCCGGUAUACUUCUAUCCACGACCUGCUGAAAACCUGAGUCUUGUGGAGAGCGUCAAUUCGAUGAAUCCCCUUAUUGACACCAAAGUCGCCAAUCUCACCGAGGAUGACGCCCCUCAAAUCUUCUCCAUUUGUGGAAAUGGUGCUCGCAGUACUUUCAAAACUCUCAAGCACGGCCUGGAGGUCAACGAGAUUGUGGCGUCUGAGUUGCCUGGUAUUCCUUCGGCCGUCUGGACCACAAAGCUCACUCGGGAGGAUCAGUACGACGCAUACAUCAUUCUGUCUUUCAGCAAUGGCACCCUAGUUUUGAGCAUUGGCGAGACCGUCGAGGAGGUCACCGACACCGGCUUUCUUUCUUCUGUUCCCACCCUCGCCGUCCAGCAGCUGGGCGAUAACGGGCUGAUUCAGGUUCACCCCAGAGGUAUCCGGCACAUCAUUAAUGGCCGCGUUAAUGAGUGGUCGGCCCCGCAGCACCGCACCAUUGUGGCCGCGUCCACAAAUGAGCGUCAAGUCGCAAUUGCUCUCAGCUCUGGCGAGAUCGUCUAUUUCGAAAUGGAUACCGAUGGGUCCCUUGCUGAGUACGAUGAGAAGAAGGAGAUGUUCGGCACCGUGACUUGCCUAAGUCUCGGACAGGUGCCUGAAGGGCGGCUGAGAAGCUCUUACCUCGCUGUCGGAUGCGACGAUUGCACGGUACGAGUGUUGAGUCUUGACCCUGAUUCCACUCUUGAGAGCAAGUCUGUCCAGGCUUUGACUGCGGCGCCAUCUGCUCUCUCCAUUAUGUCAAUGGAGGACUCCUCUUCCGGUGGCUCAACACUAUAUCUCCACAUCGGACUACACUCUGGUGUAUACCUCCGAACUGUUCUCGACGAAAUUACCGGAGAGUUGACAGAUACCAGACAAAAGUUCCUGGGUCCCAAACCAGUCAAGCUCUUCCAGGUCUCUGUUCAAGGUCGUGGCUGUGUCCUUGGGCUAAGUUCACGGACAUGGCUAGGCUAUUCGGAUCCAAUCUCCAAGGGCUUCAUGAUGACACCUCUGGACUACAGCGACCUCGAAUGGGGGUGGAAUUUCAGCAGUGAGCAGUGCGAAGAGGGCAUGGUAGGCAUCCAGGGUCAGAACCUCAAGAUCUUUUCUGUGGAUAAGCUUGACAGCACCUUGCUGCAAGAGUCUAUCCCUCUUACGUACACACCGAAGCGGAUGGUCAAGCACCCGGAACAGCCCUAUUUCUACACGAUAGAGUCGGAGAAUAAUACGCUCCCCCCGGAACUGCGCGCGAAGCUGCUUGCCGAUCCCGGCGUCGUCAAUGGCGACGCAGCCGUGCUCCCUCCGGAGGACUUUGGCUAUCCCAGGGGCCGUGGGCGUUGGGCAUCAUGCAUCAGCGUGGUUGAUCCAUCUAUUGAGAAGAGGGUCUUGCAAACCCUUGAUCUUGAGGAUAACGAAGCAGCUGUGAGCAUGGCGACGGUAUCAUUUGCGAGCCAAGACAACGAGACUUUCCUUGUUGUCGGCACCGGGAAGGACAUGAUCCUGAAUCCUCGCCAGUUCAGCGCUGGCUUCAUCCAUGUCUACCGAUUCCAGGAGGAUGGUCGAGAGAUUGAAUUCAUCCACAAAACAAAGGUUGAGGAGCCACCAAUGGCCCUGAUUCAGUUCCAGGGACGACUCCUGGCAGGCAUCGGCAAGACUUUGAGAGCUUACGACCUGGGUCUGCGUCAGCUUCUCCGUAAGGCUCAGGCCGAGGUCGCGCCGCAUCUCAUUGUCUCACUACAGACUCAAGGCAGUCGCAUCAUUGUGGGAGACGUACAGCAAAGUGUCAUUUACGUUGUAUACAAGCACGAGAGCAACAAGCUCAUCCCCUUCAGCGAUGAUCAGAUUGCUCGCUGGACGACUUGUACUACUAUGGUCGACUACGAAUCUGUUGCAGGUGGUGACAAAUUCGGCAAUGUCUGGAUUGUUCGCUGCCCGGCCAAGGCCAGUGAAGAGGCUGACGAAGACGGCGGCGGCGCCCAUCUUGAGCACGCCAGAGAGUACUUGCAUGGCACCAAUCACCGCGUGAGCUUGAUGACGCACUUCUUCACUCAGGAUGUACCAACCAGUAUCACCAAGACCAAUCUUGUCGUUGGUGGCCAAGAUGUCUUGCUUUGGAGCGGCAUACAAGGCACUAUUGGCGUCUUCAUUCCAUUUGUCAGCCGUGAAGAUGUCGACUUCUUUCAGAGCCUCGAAUCCCACAUGCGGACUGAGGACCCCCCACUCGCUGGGAGAGAUCACCUGAUCUACCGUAGCUAUUAUGUGCCUGUUAAGGGUGUCAUAGACGGCGACCUGUGUGAGAGAUUUGCAUUGCUCCCCACAGACAAGAAGCAGAUGAUCGCGAGCGACCUCGACCGUUCAGUCCGCGAGAUCGAGAGGAAGAUUUCGGACCUCCGCACCCGAUCAGCGUUCUGA
Molecule: messenger RNA, 3636 nt
Organism: Microdochium trichocladiopsis
Lineage: Eukaryota; Fungi; Ascomycota; Sordariomycetes; Xylariales; Microdochiaceae
Product: CPSF A subunit region-domain-containing protein
Exons: 4
Coding region: 1-3636 (1211 amino acids)
Biological process (GO): mRNA splicing, via spliceosome
Cellular component (GO): U2 snRNP; nucleus
Molecular function (GO): protein binding; U2 snRNA binding
Source: RefSeq, a predicted model, not a curated record